AUGGGUACAUCGCCUAUCCCCUUCACAACUCAAGUGCUUAAGUCACGAGAGGAUUCUAGCGCAUCGCAACAGACAUCAGACUUCAAUGCUCUCCUUCCGGCUUCGCAUCGUACAGAACGUGAUCAUAUAGCUAUCCCCGAUCUAGACUCGGGCUUCCUUAAGCGGGAACUCCUUGUCGAAAGGUUGAAUAAUGUACAAGAUUGGCUUUGGAUAUGUGGUCGCCCAAUGCCUCCUCGGCCAUUACAUCACCAAAUUCUCCUCUCAAGAGAGAUCGCCAUCAGCGAAAAUCCAGAACUUCAUCUCGUAUGGUCAAAGAACCGCAUAUUCUUAAAACCUAUUCCGCCAUAUCUCUUUGAACCUGAUUUCUGGGCCGCUCACAUUAUCCAAGACGACGAACUAACUAAAUGCGCUCGCGGCUACCUUUUCUCUUAUACCGCUCUCAUCGCGUACCAGAGUGACUUCCGCAUCGCGAAAGAGAAUGGGUUGCUGCCUUAUUAUAUCGAAUGGGAAGCAUGGAAGGAUUUCGCUAAGGAGAUCCUACAAGGCCACGACUAUGCAUCUGUCAACCCACGGUACUGGUACGGCGAGCUCCGGUUGAGCCGGCUGAACAAGGUCUACCGAAUACGGAAAGGCUUCAUCUUACGCGGCUACUCCAAGAUCGCAGCCCAUACUGUUUACGGCGAUUUAAUUCGCGAUAACUUCGCUGCCCUAGCAACUAUUCUCGGGUACGUCGUCAUUGUGUUAACGGCGAUGCAAGUCGGCCUGGGAGUAGAAAGGCUACAGGAAGACGAGACGUUCCAGAACGCCAGCUACGGAUUUACAGUAUUUUCGAUUAUCGCACCGUUAGCAGCAGGCAUGGGCAUCUUUUUAUUGGUUCUAGUUGUAUUCAUUAGCAACUGGGUCGUCACGAAGGACUACGAAGUGAAGAGGUUCCAUGAGAUGGGAGUGGAGCCAUUCUGGAGAGAAGAAUAUAAGAAAGAGAAGACAUCAUCCACGAACAGGAAUCCAACCAUUUCUAAUGAGCGGGAAGUCUAA
Daldinia childiae is the source of this 1035-nucleotide messenger RNA. RefSeq lists its product as uncharacterized. The record is from RefSeq and is a predicted model, not a curated record. The transcript has a single exon. Bases 1 to 1035 code for a protein of 344 amino acids. NCBI's taxonomy places the organism in Eukaryota, Fungi, Ascomycota, Sordariomycetes, Xylariales, Hypoxylaceae.